AUGGCUGCUAAGAAUAUCCUCCUCUUCGGCGCGACUGGCCAAAUCGGCUCGUUCAUCUUGGAAGCCGUCCUCACUGCCCGCGAUUCCUUCGGCCGAGUGGCCAUCUUCACCUCCGCACGAACUGCCGAGACCAAAUCGGCAUAUCUGGAAAAGCUGAUACAGCAAAAAGUCGAGAUUAUUGUUGGAGAUGUUGAAGAUGAGAGCGCUGUAAAGGCUGCAUACAAUGGAAUCGACACCGUCAUUUCAGCCCUUGGCCGAAACACCCUUGCACAGCAGAUAUCUCUCAUUCGUCUCGCAGCUGCAAGUUCCGACGUGAAAUGGUUCUUCCCAUCCGAGUAUGGCACAGACAUCGCCUACGGUCCUGCCUCGGCGCAUGAAAAGCCGCAUCAGCAGAAGUUGAAGGUUCGCGCCGUGCUCGAGCAGGAGAUUUCACGCGGUGAUCUCGACUACUCGUACGUCGUGACGGGCCCAUUUGCGGAAAUGUAUCUUCAUUUCACGCCCGGGCUGGAAGAAGCCGGUGGAUGGGAUGUCAAGGAACGCAAGGCUGUGUUGCUGGGUGAAAAGGGGGCGGCGAGGGUUAGCUUGACUACGAUGAAGGAUGUGGGAACCCUGGUUCUGUCAGCUCUUCUUAACGCUGGCCCUGAGGCUCGCAACCGAGCUCUGCGUGUGAAUUCAUUCACUACCACCCCGGCCGAAAUCCAGGCUGAGUUUGAGCGUCAAACGACUGGUCAGCCAUGGGAGUCCGUUUCGGAAACCUCCCUUGAGCGACUGCGCGAGCUGGAAAAGGCCGCAUGGGACGCUGGGAAUGGAGCUGCGACUGUGCUCACUCUGCGCCGCAUCUGGACCGAGGGAGGAACUUUGUAUGAGCAGCGGGAUAACGGGCUUAUUGGGGAGCCCAAGGUACUCGGUCUGCAAGAGGUGGUUGCGAAUGAGAUCCGCCGAGUUUCUUCACUUUAA
Messenger RNA from Penicillium manginii, 957 nucleotides. RefSeq lists its product as uncharacterized. NCBI's taxonomy places the organism in Eukaryota, Fungi, Ascomycota, Eurotiomycetes, Eurotiales, Aspergillaceae. The record is from RefSeq and is a predicted model, not a curated record. The transcript has 3 exons. Bases 1 to 957 code for a protein of 318 amino acids.